AUAUCAUCCACAAUUUGUAGAUUGUUUGGUACGCUGACUAAAUUAUAUAUCUUCGGAUUAUAGUGCUUGAACUAAUUUAUACCGUCAACCAAACACGGUAUAACUUUAUUUCCAAACUCAAUUUUGAGGUACCAAAUAUCCCCUAAAUAUAUCAAGCAUUUGCAAUCUAGUUUCAUUUUUGUGUUAUGAGACUUUCUUUUAAGUAUUAGCUUAGUUCAAAGUAUUGUGGUUAUAGGUUCGACCGAGCCUAAUAGCUUAGGUUAAUAUUCUCUGUUCGUAUUUAAAAAAAUCUGUUGAUGUGUAUAAAUUAAAAAUCACAGCUCCGCCUCAGAGCAAAAAAGAUGCAGAUUGAGAAUUUAUAAACUAAAAAUCAUGCUCCGCCUCUAUGCAGUGGUGUUGGAUUACUCUGCCUAUUAAAUCUUAGGCAUAAUACAUAAAUAUAUCCUUCAAUUUAGUCUCAUUUUACAUUUAUGCCCUUCAACUUUGAGUGUACACAAAUACGCACUUAAACUUGUAUAAAGUUGAACAAAUAGACGCAUGAGUCCUACGUGUCACAAUACACGUAGGACACAAAAUUUCCAUGUAAGAUGCCAUGUUGACAUUUUGUGUCUAUUUAUUCAAUUUUAUGGAAGUUUAAGUGUCUACUUGUGCACACCCAAAGUUGAAGGACAUAAAUGUGAAAUGAGACUAAAUUAAAGGGUAUAUUUAUGUAUUAUGCCUAAAUCUUAGGCGGGAGGAAAUACAUGGAUGACUUCCUAAAUUUUGCUUACUAUUUUCAUUUAGUCACCUUAAUUAAGACUUAUACCUAUUAGAUACUCCACCGUCGCAUCUACCUUAGGCGAGUGGAAAAUUUGAAAAAACUUAUUUUUCCUUGCUUGAACAAAGGUACUAAUUUAUAAAGCAUCUUAUAUUUCAAAAAAAGAUUGUGUGGAGAACUUUUUUGGUGGUUGUUUUUGUGGUUUACGGAAGUAAUGGGAAACUUGGUCCAUAAAACCCCGAAGACUUUCGUCUUCAAUCCGUUUCAUCACAUAUCAUGCAUGCAAGUGGGGCGCUAGGUGUUCGCACGAUCAUGCCACACCCUACAGUUAUACAUAAUCAAAUGUUACAUCUUUGGGUGCAAUGUGGAAAAAAUUAUUCAAUCAACUCACUUAAAGGUCAUUUACAUGUAAUCUUCCAUUGCAAACAUGAAGACUUCGUAGUUUAUCUUGGCGAUGUCAUUACAGCCAACAACAUCCCUAUACAAAAUGCAAGUUUAUACUGGAAUCGAGCAAUCUCUCCGACCAGAGAAAGGGGAAUUCCAUGGGCUAGUGUGUUUGGAAACCAUGACGAUAUGCCAUUUGAGUGGCCAAUGGAUUGGUUUUCAUCCACCGGAAUUCCUCCUUUUCGUUGUCCAAUGAAUGCUUCCUAUCCUAGUGAGUCUGAAGGAGGCAUGGGUUGCAACUUUAAGGGCACUACGCGUUUGGAGCUGAUGACCAAUGAACUAGAGAUGAAUAAAUUAUCUUACUCGAAAUUCGGUCCUAAAGACUUAUGGCCUAGUGUUUCCAACUAUGUCCUUAAACUUUCAUCUACAGAUGACCCUGAAUCAGUCAUAGCAUACAUGUAUUUCUUAGAUUCUGGUGGUGGUUCAUACCCUGAGGUAAUAUCAAAUGCCCAAGCAGAAUGGUUCAACCGCACAUCUCAAGAGAUCAAUCCUAACUCAAGGGUACCGGAGAUAAUUUUUUGGCAUAUACCAAGCCAAGCUUAUAAGACGGUUGCUCCAAGGUUUUAUGCACACAGGAAGUGUAUUGGCUCAAUGUUUGUGGAGAAAGUCGCUUCUCAAGAAGCGGAAUUGGGGAUGAUGAAGCUUCUUGAAGUAAGGUCUUCUGUGAAGGCUGUGUUUGUAGGUCAUAAUCAUGGAUUAGAUUGGUGUUGUCCAUACAAGAAUUUGUGGUUAUGUUAUGCUAGACACACAGGUUAUGGAGGAUAUGGAAACUGGCCAAGGGGAGCUAGGAUUCUAGAGAUAACACAACAACCAUUUUCUUUGAAGUCAUGGGUUCACAUGGAAGAUGGUCAUGUGCAUAGUGAAGUCCUACUGAGCUCUACAAAAAGAGAAGAAUGAUCAACGGAGUUUUUCUCGGAGAUUAACUUGAAGCAAUGAAAUGUUGCUCGACUUU
This is a messenger RNA of Solanum pennellii, 2153 nucleotides long. RefSeq names its product probable inactive purple acid phosphatase 16. The record is from RefSeq and is a predicted model, not a curated record. Lineage: Eukaryota; Viridiplantae; Streptophyta; Magnoliopsida; Solanales; Solanaceae. The transcript is spliced from 6 exons. Gene Ontology annotation, cellular component: cytoplasm. Gene Ontology annotation, molecular function: hydrolase activity, acting on ester bonds. The coding region runs from base 1034 to 2098 and encodes 354 amino acids.